AUGUCAGACACGUGCUACGCCUUCGUGGAAUUUGAAACCAUCCGAGCAGCUGAAGAUGCCGUCGCCUGUCGCCAUGGCUACCUCUACCGAGGUCGCUCGCUUCGCGUGGAGUUCACCGCACAGCCUUCGCGCCGUGCUGGAUCUGGAGUGAAUCCCAACACGAUUCCUACCGGCAGUUUCGGCGGCGGCUCGGCUGGACCGCCUCGGCGAACCGGACACCGCGUGCUCGUCUCCUUUCUUCCUCCUGGCUGUCGCUGGCAGCACUUGAAAGACCACAUGCGAAAGGCGGGUCCGGUCGGGUUUGCAGAAGUCCUCUCGCAAGGUCGCGGCGUCGUCGAGUACGAACACCCGGAAGAUCUCCAGUACGCAGUUCGCUCUCUGGACAAAACUGAGCUACGCGUCGACGGCAGAGGGUCCAUCAUCAAGGUCGAGAAAGACUACAGCGCGCGUGAUUAUGACAGAGGGUACUCGUCGCCGCGCUACAGCUCUCGGAGCCGCAGUCGAGGUUACCGGUCAUCGUCCUACAGACGGGGCAGCAGCGAUGCGAGCAGUCGGUACAGCCGAGAUGAGAGAGACGCGAGAAGCGACAAGGACGAGCGACGCGCCCGCCGGAGCGGCCGCGCAAGUUCCUCGGAGCGAGACGGCAGUCGCGAGAGAGAGGAAGAGACGAGGAAGAAGAAAGAGGAGGACGAAGACGAGGAGGCUCUGUUGAGAGAGAGAGAGACGACGACGAACGAGCAGGGAGAAGAGGAGGCUCUGCAGACAGUGAGAGAAGAGGAGACCGAGACAGGAGAAGAAGAGACAUCUCCAUGGGCAGAGGAAGAGACGAAGAAGAAGAAAGAGGAGGACGAAGACGAGGAGGCUCUGUUGAGAGAGAGAGAGACGACGACGAACGAGCAGGGAGAAGACGGGGAGGAUCUGUCGACAAUGAGAGAAGAGGAGACCGAGACAGGAGAAGAAGAGACAUCUCCAUGGGCAGAGGAAGAGACGAAGAAGAAGAAAGAGGCGGAACGAGACGGGGAGGCUCUGUUGAGAGAGAGAGAGACGACGACGAACGAGCUGGGAGAAGACGGGGAGGAUCUGUCGGCAGCGAACGUGAAGGAGACGAACGACCAGGGAGACGAAGAGGCUCUGUAG
Messenger RNA from Neospora caninum, 1137 nucleotides. RefSeq lists its product as hypothetical. Gene Ontology annotation, molecular function: mRNA binding. Gene Ontology annotation, cellular component: ribonucleoprotein complex; cytoplasm; nucleus. NCBI's taxonomy places the organism in Eukaryota, Apicomplexa, Conoidasida, Eucoccidiorida, Sarcocystidae. The record is from RefSeq and is a predicted model, not a curated record. Bases 1 to 1137 code for a protein of 378 amino acids. The transcript has 4 exons.